AUGGCAUAUCAGCGAGGGCCUUCCACCGUCGACGUCCCUUCUACACACCUCGAAUCGAAUAGCACCAUGGACGCCCUCCACCAGCUGAGACCCGGUCCUGCUUCGGCGGUCCUGCCCUUCCCAAAUGCCGUCCUCGAAACAGCAACAUUCCACUUCCUCGCCGUGGCCCUGACUUUUAUCCUCCCGCUCUUCACACUCUUCUACAUCCACGCCGACUACAAAGCCUUUCUUUCUCUCGGCCCCGGCGGCACACCAGCCACCCCCCUCGGCUACGCCAAAAUAAAACUCCUCUCCAUCCUGUGCCUCCGCGACCCCCUCCGCCCAGCCUCCAUCCCCCACACUUCCGUCCCCAGCGCGGCUACCUCUCCCCAAACUCUCUCCCCACCCGCCCCGGCGCCCGCCCCACCGUCCGCGGCAUCGCGCCCCAACGGCAACAAUCUCAGAAGUCCUCCGUCGACAUCUACAAAGCGCUCGUGGACUCCAUGCGCGCUUUAA
Molecule: messenger RNA, 495 nt
Organism: Didymosphaeria variabile
Lineage: Eukaryota; Fungi; Ascomycota; Dothideomycetes; Pleosporales; Didymosphaeriaceae
Exons: 2
Coding region: 1-495 (164 amino acids)
Source: RefSeq, a predicted model, not a curated record